AUGGCUGCGGAGGUCAUCUCUUCAGGCGGUCACCGUCCCAUAAUCUCGGUGAAAAAGCAAUUCCCUCAGCGGAAGACAAGUAUCAGACAUACUUCCAAGCCACCAUCACGCUUGCCGGAGUUUGAAAUGAUCAAGCCUCCUAGUCCUAUGGCGCCAGUCGUCAUAUCAGUCACAGAAGCCACACCGUCCUCAUCGGAUUCGUCGAGGAAGACCUCAGCAGAAAGCAACUCCGAAGAUCGAAAGAGCAAGAACCGCCCCCACCGACCGACGAUAACGAUUCCCCCGAAAGCCUACAGAGCGCCAGACCAGCAGAGAACUGAGACGCCUCCAAUCCCUUUACCACCCCCCUACUCGGCGACCUCACCAUCAGCCACAUCCUCCGGAAGAUGUCCCAUUACCAAGAUCAUACACUACGACACCUGA
Molecule: messenger RNA, 423 nt
Organism: Bacidia gigantensis
Lineage: Eukaryota; Fungi; Ascomycota; Lecanoromycetes; Lecanorales; Ramalinaceae
Exons: 1
Coding region: 1-423 (140 amino acids)
Source: RefSeq, a predicted model, not a curated record